ACGAAGGAUCCCAGAUCUCAAUCCGAUCUACACACAAAAACCCUCUUUCUUGUUUGUUAGUUCUUUUGAUCUCCAUUCUCUUAACCCUAAUCUCCAUUUCCAUUUCAACAAGAUGUUGACCAAGUUCGAGACCAAGAGUAACAGAGUGAAGGGCCUCAGUUUCCACACCAAGAGGCCAUGGAUCCUUGCCAGCCUCCACAGCGGCGUUAUCCAGCUAUGGGAUUACCGCAUGGGAACACUCAUCGACAAGUUCGACGAACACGAUGGCCCCGUCCGUGGCGUUCAUUUCCACAAUUCUCAGCCUCUCUUUGUCUCCGGAGGUGAUGAUUAUAAGAUUAAGGUUUGGAACUACAAGCUGCAUAGGUGUUUGUUUACUCUUCUAGGACACCUUGAUUACAUCCGCACCGUUCAAUUUCAUCAUGAGAACCCGUGGAUUGUGAGUGCAAGUGAUGAUCAAACCAUUCGCAUCUGGAACUGGCAAUCGCGUACUUGUAUAUCUGUUUUAACUGGCCACAAUCAUUAUGUUAUGUGUGCCUUGUUCCAUCCUAAAGAGGAUCUUGUUGUUUCGGCCUCUCUGGAUCAGACUGUUCGUGUUUGGGAUAUUAGUUCUCUCAAGAGGAAAACUGCUUCUCCUGCAGAUGACAUACUGCGACUCAGUCAGAUGAACACUGAUCUCUUUGGUGGUGUUGAUGCUGUUGUUAAGUAUGUGUUGGAAGGUCAUGACCGUGGUGUCAAUUGGGCUUCAUUUCAUCCCACACUGCCUCUCAUUGUGUCCGCGGCUGAUGACCGCCAAGUCAAACUUUGGAGGAUGAAUGACACAAAAGCAUGGGAAGUGGACACUUUGAGGGGGCACAUGAAUAAUGUUUCAUGUGUUAUGUUCCACGCCAAACAGGAUAUCAUUGUGUCAAAUUCUGAAGAUAAAAGUAUUCGCAUAUGGGAUGCAACGAAGCGAACAGGGAUUCAGACGUUCCGCCGGGAGCAUGAUAGGUUUUGGAUUCUUGCAGCGCAUCCUGAAAUGAAUCUGUUGGCAGCUGGUCAUGACAGUGGCAUGAUUGUUUUUAAGCUGGAGAGAGAAAGACCUGCUUUUGUGGUUAGUGGUGAUUCUUUGUUCUAUACAAAAGAUCGGUUCUUGUGUGUCUACGAAUUCUCAACACAAAGAGAUACACAAGUACUUCCAUUUCGGCGACCAGGCUCUUUAAGCUUGAAUCAAAGUCCGAAGACUCUUUCCUAUAGCCCAACUGAAAAUGCAUUUCUUCUGUGCUCAGAUGUAGAUGGUGGAUCUUAUGAGUUGUAUUGCAUAUCAAAGGACAGUUACGGUAGGGGUGAUGUGCAAGAUGCAAAAAGAGGACAUGGAGGAUCAGCAAUCUUUGUUGCUCGUAAUCGGUUUGCUGUGCUUGAGAAGAGCAACAAUCAAGUCCUUAUAAAAAAUUUGAAGAAUGAGAUUGUUAAAAAGAGUGUCCUUCCAAUUGCUGCUGAUGCUAUAUUCUAUGCAGGAACAGGAAACCUGCUGUGUAGGUCAGAGGAUAGGGUUGUUAUAUUUGAUCUUCAGCAGAGGAUUGUUCUUGGUGAUCUUCAGACCCCUUUUAUCAAAUAUGUUGUAUGGUCUGAUGACAUGGAACAUGUUGCUUUGCUCAGCAAACAUGCCAUUAUAAUUGCUAGCAAGAAACUCGUGCACCAAUGCACCCUCCAUGAGACAAUCCGUGUAAAAAGUGGAGCCUGGGAUGACAAUGGUGUGUUUAUUUAUACAACACUAAAUCACAUCAAAUACUGUCUUCCAAAUGGAGAUAAUGGGAUCAUAAAAACACUGGACAUUCCAAUUUAUAUCACACGGGUUUCUGGAAACACAAUCUUCUGCCUGGAUCGGAAUGGAAAGAGCAGAGCUAUAAUUAUUGAUGCAACUGAAUAUAUUUUUAAGCUUUCCCUCUUGAAGAAAAGAUACGACCAUGUUAUGAACAUGAUAAGGAACUCACAGCUUUGUGGGCAGGCUGUGAUUGCUUAUCUUCAACAGAAGGGCUUUCCUGAGGUUGCCCUGCAUUUUGUGAAAGAUGAGAGAAUUCGGUUCAAUUUGGCUUUAGAGAGUGGGAACAUUCAAAUUGCAGUUGCAUCAGCUACAGCAAUUGAUGAGAAAGAUCACUGGUAUCGUUUAGGGGUUGAGGCUCUUCGCCAAGGCAAUGCUGGUAUAGUAGAGUUUGCAUACCAGAGGACCAAAAAUUUUGAGAGAUUGUCUUUCCUUUACCUUAUCACUGGUAACGUGGAGAAACUAUCAAAGAUGCUGAAAAUUGCCGAAGUCAAGAAUGAUGUGAUGGGGCAGUUUCACAAUGCCUUGUAUAUGGGCGAUGUUCGCGAACGGGUAAAGAUCUUGGAAAAUGUGGGCCAUUUGCAUCUUGCCUACAUCACUGCUUCCAUCCAUGGGCUAAACGAUGUUGCAGAACGGCUUGCAGCUGAACUGGGAGAUAAUGUUCCAUCUUUGCCCGAGGGAAAAAUACCGUCUCUCUUGAUGCCGCCAUCACCUGUCAUGUGCGAAAGUGAUUGGCCCCUUCUCAGGGUCAUGCGGGGCAUGUUUGAUGGGGCGUUUGACAAUACAGGCAGGGGAGUUACUGAUGAAGAAGAGUAUGAGGCUGCUGAUGGUGAUUGGGGUGAGGAGCUUGGCAUAGUUGAUGCAGAUGGCCUACAAAAUGGAGAUGUUGCUGCGAUUUUGGAGGAUGGAGAAGUUGCUGAAGAAAAUGAUGAAGAGGUUGGAUGGGAGAUGGAGGAUUUAGAGCUGGGUCCUGAAGCUGACACCCCAAAAGCUUCUAUCAGUACUCAAUCUUCAGUUUUUGUGGCCCCAACUCCUGGCGUGCCGGUAAGCCAUAUAUGGACUCAGAAAUCAUCUCUUGCGGCUGAUCAUGCUGCUGCUGGAAAUUUUGACACCGCAAUGAGGUUACUGAACCGACAACUUGGGAUAACAAAUUUUAUACCCUUGAGAUCCAUGUUUUUUGAUCUUCAUACUGGCAGUCAUUCCUAUCUGCGUGCAUUUUCUUCUGCUCCAGUCAUAUCACUUGCAGUUGAAAGAGGUUGGACCGAGUCAUCUAGUGCAAAUGUAAGAGGACCACCAGCACUUCCUUUCAAAUUGUCUCAAUUGGAUGAAAAGCUUAGAGCUGGUUAUAGGUUAUUUACUUCUGGGAAAAUCAAUGAGGCUCUUCGGACAUUUGUUAAUAUUCUUCAUACAAUUCCUUUGAUUGUCGUUGAGUCAAGGAGGGAAGUGGAUGAUGUGAAGGAACUGAUUAUCAUAGUCAAAGAGUAUGUUUUGGGUUUGCAGAUGGAACUGAAGAGGAGGGAAAUUAAGGACAAUCCAGCUCGACAGCAGGAGCUUGCAGCUUAUUUCACUCACUGCAACCUUCAAGCACCUCACUUGAGGAUAGCUUUGCAGAAUGCAAUGACUGUCUGCUUCAAGGCAAAGAACCUUGCCACGGCUGGUAACUUUGCCAGGAGGCUACUUGAGACAAAUCCUACCAUUGAAAGCCAAGUUAAGAUAGCACGGCAAGUGCUGGCAGCUGCAGAAAAAAAUAUGACUGAUGCUGCACAGUUGAACUAUGAUUUCCGGAACCCAUUUGUAAUUUGUGGUGCAACCUAUGUGCCAAUCUAUCGUGGACAGAAGGAUGUCUCUUGCCCAUAUUGCACUUCUCGUUUUGUGCCAAGUCAGGAGGGGCAGCUAUGUACUGUUUGUGAUCUUGCAGUUACUGGGGCAGAUGCUUCUGGACUGCUCUGUUCACCUUCCCAGAUACGCUGAUGAGCUACUGGACCAGGAGCUUUUUUCUCAAAUUUUAUUUCUGGUCAAUUUUCACCACUAGAUAGAUCCCUUCUGAUUAGUUAAUAUUUCAAUGGUACUGUGGUAGAUGCAAGAAAUAGUCGAGAGAAAUUAUUUUUUGCCCCUUUGCUUUCUCUUUUGUUUAGUUGAAAAUGAUUUUCAAUGUAAUAAAUCCAUUUCUUAUCCUGAGUGUUAGUUUUUCAUACACAAGAAAGUGAAAGAUUGUACUUAGAUAUUAUGGGCUGUGGAAGACAUACAAACGCGCAGUUUUAUUUGACAAAGUACAUAUUAUGUCUCUGUUUAGUUGCGGUUCAGUCCUUUGGUUGUCAGAAAUAUGUUAUUUGUCAUUAG
This is a messenger RNA of Gastrolobium bilobum, 4138 nucleotides long. RefSeq names its product coatomer subunit alpha-1-like. The record is from RefSeq and is a predicted model, not a curated record. NCBI's taxonomy places the organism in Eukaryota, Viridiplantae, Streptophyta, Magnoliopsida, Fabales, Fabaceae. Gene Ontology annotation, molecular function: protein binding; structural molecule activity. The transcript is spliced from 3 exons. Gene Ontology annotation, biological process: retrograde vesicle-mediated transport, Golgi to endoplasmic reticulum; endoplasmic reticulum to Golgi vesicle-mediated transport; intra-Golgi vesicle-mediated transport. Bases 113 to 3769 code for a protein of 1218 amino acids. Gene Ontology annotation, cellular component: COPI vesicle coat.